Molecule: messenger RNA, 399 nt
Organism: Rhizoctonia solani
Lineage: Eukaryota; Fungi; Basidiomycota; Agaricomycetes; Cantharellales; Ceratobasidiaceae
Product: Retrotransposable element Tf2 protein
Exons: 3
Coding region: 1-399 (132 amino acids)
Biological process (GO): negative regulation of transcription by RNA polymerase II; chromatin organization
Cellular component (GO): pericentric heterochromatin
Molecular function (GO): chromatin binding
Source: RefSeq, a predicted model, not a curated record
AUGAGCAAGGAACGGAUGACAAGGGAUAAAGGAACAACCCCUGAAUAUUCAAUUGGGGAAAAACUGGAUCCCAAACAACUGGGCCCCUUUGAGGUAUUAGAGAAGGUGUCCAGCCAUGCGUACCGCCUCAAACUGCCAGAAACUCUCAAGAUCCACGACGUAUUCUAUGUGGGAUUGUUAUCCAGGGCACAUAUAUCUCCAAGUCAACCAUUCCUGGAAAGGCCCCCUCCUGAAACACAACAACGGGGAAAGUGGUUUUACCUAAUCAAAUGGAAAGGCUAUGGUCCGGAAGACAAUUCCUGGGAACCAGAAGAGCUCCUAGAUCACAGUCAGGAGGAGAUCCAACGCUUCAACAAGUCACGACUGAAAAAGGCUUGUGACUCCGCCAAGAGCCUUUAA